Harpia harpyja (harpy eagle) is the source of this 1259-nucleotide messenger RNA. It is a transcript of the gene EFCAB2, whose product is annotated as EF-hand calcium binding domain 2. The coding region runs from base 269 to 760 and encodes 163 amino acids. Lineage: Eukaryota; Metazoa; Chordata; Aves; Accipitriformes; Accipitridae. The transcript is spliced from 7 exons. Gene Ontology annotation, molecular function: calcium ion binding. The record is from RefSeq and is a predicted model, not a curated record.
GCGGCCGUGUCUCCCUGCCCGCGGCAGUACUCGGGGCCGGCACGCAGAGCCUCCAGCCGACGACCUCCAUCAUCUUUCACUCACUUUGUACGUUAGCAGGCCGCGAAGGCCGCAAGGGAAGAGCGUUCCCGGGCCAAGGGAAGGUGGCUGCGGCUGUCAGCCCGGCCGGGCAGGCCGCGGGGAGCCGCGGCGGCUGCGAGGAGCGGCGGCGGGAAGAGAGGGCCCGGCCGGGCCCGCGUCGCCACGGCGACGGCGCGGGGCUGCUGCCAUGGCGGAGAAGGAAGGGAACGGCGAGGAUGGCGCAGUAGCUGAAAUUGAGAAAAAGAUUAUAGAAGCUUUUGAGGUGUUUGACCAUGAAUGCAAUAAAACUGUGGAUGUCAGAGAGAUUGGUUCAAUUGUCAGGUCACUGGGUUGCUUCCCAACUGAGGCAGAACUACAUGAACUGCUUGCAAAGGUAGAAGAAGAAGAACCAACCGGAUACAUUCAUCUGGAAAAAUUUCUUCCAGUGAUGACAAAAGUACUACUUGACAGAAGCUACCGGCCUAUUCCAGAAGAUGUUCUUCUACAUGCAUUUGAGGCUUUGGAUGAGCAUAAAUGUGGAUAUAUUACUAAAGAGGAGCUGGUCAAAUAUUUGACUAAAGAAGGUGAGCCCUUUACUCAGGAAGAAAUGGAGGACAUGCUCUCCACUGCUCUAGAUCCAGAAACAAAUUCUGUUCACUACAGAGACUACAUUUCAAUGAUGAUAGUAGAUGAAACUUAAGAUCUUCCCCUUUAGUGUUUGAGAUGCCUUUUGGUAACAGCAGUGUAGCUUGGCAGUUAGUUGAAAUAUGUAUUUUAAAGUAUAACAAAGCUCAGCUUGUGACUUUGUGCUUAUAAGUAAAAUAAAAUCUGUGUAGCUAUAUUUCCUUGGGUUCUGUAUACGUAUUGAAAUAUAUUCACACCUGGAAAAAGAGCUCUUAACAGAGAUACUGUGUAAGGUCUGGAAAAGAAAUCAUGGAAUUUGGUUUGAAAAUAACAGGAAAAAUUAUGUUAAUGGAGUCAAGAAAUGACUUUACAAUUGCUUCUGUAAAACUAAUGGAAAAUGAGACCUGUGAAAGCGGGUGAUAAGUAGGUAAGUGAGUACCUUAAGAUGACUAAAAUUGUGAAGCCGUGCUUUAUAUUUAAAUGUAAUCCCUGUUUGUGUUUAACUAAUAAGGCACCAGGUAGGUUACUCCUUUUGAAAUAAUAUAACAAAUCAAAUAAACUUUCUACAGUUUCUA